Molecule: messenger RNA, 3164 nt
Organism: Tarenaya hassleriana
Lineage: Eukaryota; Viridiplantae; Streptophyta; Magnoliopsida; Brassicales; Cleomaceae
Product: VIN3-like protein 1
Exons: 6
Coding region: 822-2705 (627 amino acids)
Biological process (GO): epigenetic regulation of gene expression; vernalization response
Molecular function (GO): protein binding
Source: RefSeq, a predicted model, not a curated record
CCAACGAUUGCAGACUUGUUUCUCGAGUUUUGACUCCGUGUUCGUCCUAGCCCUAGCCCUAGUUUGUGAGGUUGAUCCCUCGCUUGAGCUCCGAUUUUGAAAACCCAGAUCCUCAAAUCAACUCUACUUGCUUCGCCGGCUUCAACGGCGUCGUGGAAGAGGCCGAAGAACGAAGACGAAGACGAAGGCGAAGAAGCACACCACGACGAAUACUUUGUACGUUGUGGGAGGAGAAGCAGAACCAGAAGUGACUCCUCUUCCGACAGCUUGGGUCGCCUCGCUGUAGAUUGCAUCUGCGUCUGAAUUCGCCGGAGAUUGCUGUCGUUCCAAUCGUUUCGUCGAAUUCUCGAGCUUCGUCUCCCGCUCCUCCGUCCUUCGUCGAUGAAAUUUCUCCACCUCCCUUUUCUCUUCUUGUUCUUCAGCCGCUUAACUUCUCGCUCUUGAUUGGUCAUCAAUCUUCCAGUUAAGCGAAUUGGAGAAAGAUGGCAAUGAGAAGGUUCUCUUGAUGGGCUACGCUAAGCUCCGAGAUUAUUGAUAUCGACAAUGAUGGAUAGAGCUGGAGUUUUUAAAUACUGUGGCUGGUGGAGAAGAUAGCAAUGAGGGGUCAUCAUUACCGAGUCUUUUCCUUGGAAACACAAGAUCAACUCGUGGAAUUCAGUUCUUUUCGAGUGUUCACAGUACAUCCGAGAAAAAGGUCACUACUAUGAUGCCUCAAGGAGCCUGGAAUUUUAUCAAGAAUUUCUGAGAGCUGUUCCAUAGAGGGAAUUCUUAGAGCUUCUUUCAGUACAAAAAAGAAAAGCUCAGGUUCGUUCAUAAGCAAAAUGAUCGAGAAUUUGAAAAAAAGUAACAAGGUGGUAAAGAAGCAAGCUAUAAAAGGAUAUCCUGGAGCAAACCCUCAGCCUUUAUGCAAAAAGCCUACAAACAAGAAUCGAAGCAGGAAGAUCAAUAACCCCAAACAACUGCGAGAAUUACCCCAAGAUUCUAGGUUUCCUAAUAAGCCGUGGAUCUGUAAGAACUAUGCUUGCAGAAAAUUCCUAUCAGCGAGUGAAAAAUUCUGCAAAAGAUGCUCAUGUUGCAUCUGUGGAAAAUUUGAUGACAACAAGGAUACUGGAAAAUGGCUGGAAUGUAAGUAUCAGUCGGGUGAUAAUGAGAGAGACAAAUGUAAUCAUUCUUGCCAUGUUGAAUGUGCUUUGGAGAAGCAUGAUGUUGGUGUUGUCUAUCAUGGGCCAUCAAUGCAGCUGGACGGUGGUUACCGUUGUUGUUUUUGCGGCACAGUUUCAGGAAUUCUGGACUUUUGGAAGAAGCGGCUGGUUAUAGCAAAACACACAAAGUGUCUAGACACACUAUCUUAUAACAUCAACUUGAGCUGCAGGCUUCUUGAUGGGACUUUUAAGUUUAAAGAUCUGCAUACUAUUGUGAAUGAUGCAAAGGCAAAACUCGAGAGCGAGAUUGGUCCGACGGAUAUGGAUUCAGCCGGUACACUUCGUGGUCUUGUUGGCAGACUCUCAGUAGCAGAGCAUGUUAGAAACUUAUGCUCUCUUGCUAUUGAAAAGGCUGAUCAAUUCUAUCCAUUUGAUGCCUAUCCGUUGACCAGAGCUCGUGCAUGUAAUUUUGUAUGCGACGAAGUAACUUUGUCAUCGGUACAGAUUACCGUGUUAGGGACGUUCUCUGCUAUGGCUCCUGAUGGGUUGAAGGGAUAUAAACUGUGGCACCACAAGACAAAAGAUGAAAUUCGACCUGAAGAACCAACUCAUCUGAUUCCGACUACUCCAAAACCGGUUACAAUCUCCGGUCUUAAACCAGCCACCAAGUACACUUUCUGUGUUGCUGCAUAUUGCGAGACUGGUGAUUGGGGUCACUCCGAGACUAGUUGUGUAACCAAAGGAGGUGAUGAUGAGUUACUUGAAAUCUAUCAGAAUCAUAUGGAUUUCGAGAGAGAAAGCCUGAGCGACAAGGAGCUGAACAAUGGAACAGGGAACAGUUCUUCUGGGCACCGGGUCCGAAAUCUCGGCAUUUCUUUGCGUUUGGCCGGAGCAGAUAAGCUUGGUAGUAGCUCCUCCAGAGGGCUCAUUUGUGCUGUGGAUAUGGAGGAGGAAUGGAAUGGGGACAUGCCGGGUAACUCAGGACGACAUGAUUUGCUGUCCGGGCAUCGUGGUCUGGAUCUUAACUUAACGAUGGUUCCCGAUUUGAACGAGGAAGUGGUUCCACCUUAUGAUUCUUCAAAGGAUGGAGAAGUUAAUGGGUCAGGUGAGAUUCACGGGAAUGGCGAAAAUACCAGGAGAUCCAACGAGCAACAAGGCUUUCUGAUCCAUACUGGUAAUGGAACCACCCACCAUUCCCUCAUAAAGACCGGGAACUCGAAGGAAGAUACUCAUGAGAGCAACAGUACUCUCUCCAACAUCCGGGAGCCAUUGUCGCCACCUCGGGAAGAUCUAAACGGUGGCGGGAUUGAGCAGAACUUAGAGCAUUGCAUCAAAACCAUCAGGAGACUUGAGUGUGAAGGCCACAUUAGCUCUGAGUUUAGAUUGAAGCUACUGACAUGGUUUUGCGUGAGGUCGACUCAGUAUCAACGUCGUAUUGUUCAUCUUUUCAUAGAUGCAUUCGUUGAGGAUCCUGAUCAAUUGGCCAGACAACUUAUUCAUUCGUUUCCCGACAUAGAUUCUUCCAAGAGGCCGAGGAACGGCUGUUCCACCGGUGAGAGCUGACAUAACAAAGCUUCAAAGGUGGGUUUUCCGGGUUUGGAUCAGGUUUUGGUUCGUUUAAUUGAACUGAAACUGAACUAAACUCGGGUUUUGGAUCGGGUUUCAGUUCAGUUUGAUUGAUCUGAAACCCAACUAAACUCAGAAAUCGGUUAUGUGAAAUGCCCACUUCUAGUGUCUUGAAGCUUGGCUUCUGAUCAUGCAAAGUUUGGUAGAGGCGGUGAAAUUUUCCUCUGCUGCAUUGGUUUGUCACCGCUGGAUGAUUGAGAACGAUUUCUCGAUUGUUUCUCAACCGUUGGAUCUUUUGUAUAGGCCGAUUCAUUUUUUGGGCGGUGGGCUUUAGGAUUUUGAUUAUAAGAGGGUUGCUGAUUAGGUUUAACCAUUGGGGGAUAUAUAUUCAGGUGAACAGAAACAAAUGGAGACAUUAUGCUAUUUUAUAUAUUACUUUUUAUUCCCUUUUAUUUA